Staurois parvus is the source of this 1128-nucleotide messenger RNA. The record is from the annotation of a GenBank genome assembly. NCBI's taxonomy places the organism in Eukaryota, Metazoa, Chordata, Amphibia, Anura, Ranidae.
CUACAGAACCCUAAAGAUUGCAGUAAAGCCAAGAAACUAGUAUGUAACAUCAACAAGGGCUGUGGAUAUGGUUGCCAAUUACACCAUGUUGUCUACUGUUUCAUGAUUGCUUUCGGCACUCAGAGAACUCUAAUCCUGGAGUCACAGAGCUGGAGAUAUGCAACAGGUGGAUGGGAAACAGUCUUUAAGCCAGUUAGCAACACAUGUACAGACAGAUCUGGCACCUCUACGGGGGGUGAAGCAAAUGACAAAGAUGUUCAGGUUGUGGAGUUACCAAUUGUUGAUAGUCUUCAUCCAAGGCCUCCUUACCUGCCACUUGGAGUACCAGAAGACCUUGCAGAUCGGUUGAUGCGUUUACAUGGUGACCCAGCUGUUUGGUGGGUAUCGCAGUUUGUCAAGUAUUUGAUCAGGCCUCAGCCUUGGCUGGAAAAGGAAAUUGAGGAUUCCACGAAAAAACUGGGAUUUAAGCAUCCAAUUAUUGGAGUCCACGUUAGGAGGACUGAUAAAGUUGGGACAGAGGCAGCAUUCCACCCAAUUGAAGAAUACAUGGCACAUGUCGAGGAGCACUUUCAGCUUCUCGCUAGAAAGAUGCACAUAGACAAGAAACGAGUUUACCUGGCAACUGAUGACCCAGCAUUGCUUCAAGAGGCAAAGUCAAAAUAUUCACAGUACGAGUUUAUUAGCGACAAUUCCAUAUCGUGGUCUGCGGGUCUACAUAACCGUUACACUGAAAAUUCUUUACGAGGCGUCAUUCUCGAUAUCCAUUUCUUAUCCCAGGCUGACUUUCUUGUGUGUACAUUUUCUUCCCAGGUCUGUCGAGUUGCCUAUGAAAUCAUGCAAACACUUCAUCCAGAUGCUUCAGCCAACUUUCACUCCUUGGAUGAUAUUUAUUAUUUUGGAGGACAGAAUGCUCACAACCAAAUUGCGAUAUAUCCCCACCAUCCCAGAAAUGCUGAUGAUAUCCCUAUGGAACCUGGGGACAUUAUUGGAGUAGCUGGAAACCACUGGGAUGGCUAUUCAAAGGGUGUUAACCGCAAACUAGGAAGGACUGGUCUCUACCCCUCGUAUAAAGUUAAGGAAAAAAUUGAGACUGUGAAAUAUCCCACUUACCCAGAAGCCAAUAAAUAA